Cylicocyclus nassatus is the source of this 687-nucleotide messenger RNA. The record is from the annotation of a GenBank genome assembly. Lineage: Eukaryota; Metazoa; Nematoda; Chromadorea; Rhabditida; Strongylidae.
AGAUCGCCAACUGGUUUUGUGAACUCAGACAACGAAGGUGAUGAAACGGCAAUAUAGGGUGGCCGUUCUGGGUGCAUCGGCAUGUGGAAAAACAUCAUUGAUUCGACGAUUUGUAAGCGACGAUUACACUGAAACUUAUGAUCCUACUAUCGAAGACAGAUAUAAGAAGACUUUGAUGGUACAAGGAUCAUCCGCACAUCUUGAAAUUGUCGACACAGCUGGAAAGGAGCUAGUAAACGAAAUGCUGUCACGAUAUAUUGCCUCCGCUGACGCUUUCAUGGUAGUUUACUCAGUUGGAAGCAGGAUGUCAUAUGAGCACGCAUUAUAUCUUUUCUCACAAAUUGCUCGAGUGAGAGGAGUGGAUACGAUUGCUCGGAUACUGGUUGCCGCAAAAUGCGACUCAGACUACAGGGAAGUUUCACCAGACGAGGGCCAUACGUUGUCAGCUCAGCUUCGUUGUUCAUUUGCAGAAUCCAGUGCCAAGAUGAAUAUUAACGUCCACGAGAUUUUUGAAGAUAUCGUCAUACAGCUACGGUACGUCGAGACAGUUUCGCGAACUGUGUCACGAAAUCAACCUUACCAAAGCACGAAGAAUCCACCGUGUUGCUUUCUAUAGCUCAAUUUCCAGGACAAAAGCAAAUAAUCUGAAGAAAACUUUUUUAUUCCAUUCAGAAUUUCAAGCAUAAG